GCCAUACUCUGUCUUUAAAGGCACUCUACAGUACUGCAGGUAGUUUGUUUCGCCUCUAUACGCAAAAGUUAUUUCGGUGUAAGUUUGUUUAUCAUGUGUUGGCAAGUUUUUGAAAGGGUAAACAAAAGUUUGCCGGAAUACGUGCCGGUGGAAUUCCUUUUUCCGAUGAAUAUUCUUCAAUGUAUGAAUUUAUUGUUGUAUUUCCUUAAAUCUUACAAUGGCUUUCUUCCACUCUCGGAGUAAUUUUUCUAUUCAAGAAGAACUUUAAGUGUCUCCUCGGAUCACCUUUCAAUCUCCUUAUCACUAGGUACUUUAUGUACUUUUCCUUUAUUUGUUUUAAAGUUCCAAAAAUUUUUGAAGAUGCAAGAAGUCUGCGAAAAUUUCAGAGUAGCUGUAGAGAUGGGAAGAACGGACAUUGUCAAAUCAACAUUGGAUGCAUGUCCUCUUGAUUGUCCUGAUGAAACUUCUGACAAGCCAACCAAGAGGAAACUUCUGAAUGUACCCUUCACAGAAGUUGGAACUUAUCUAGCUCUUGCAACAAAGUUGAAUCACUGCGAUGUUGUGCGAGCUUUAUUGUCUGAGGGAGCCGACCCAAGUGUCAAAAAUGAACAGGGUUUGAAUAGUUUUGAUUAUGCUAAAUCAGAAGAAAUGGUACAAGUAUACAUCAAAGAGCUACUUCAAGCCACUGGCAACUGUUUAUUAGAUCGAAUGAUGUGUGUUCUUAAUGCCGGGGUGAGUCCAAACUGUUGGGACACUCACAGUGAGCAAAACACACCACUCCACUGGGCAGCCUGCUAUGGUAGCAAGGCCACAGUUGCUUGUCUUAUAGAUGCAGGCGCUAAUGUGAACUCAAUGAAUGCAUAUGGCACAACCCCACUACACGAUGCAGUCAAUCGGGGCGAUAGGGAAAUUGUUGAAGAGCUUCUUAAACAUGGUGCAGAUCCUUUGAAGCUAGAUAAAUCUGCCACCCCAAAAUCGCCUCUCGAUAUGGCCACAGCUAGGUCUCCGCACUUACUCCCAUUGUUUCAAAAAUAUUCUGCAGAUUUAUCACCGAGUCAGCCAAAACUGUCGAACGGUGACAGCAUAGAGAAAUUAAUGCGUAGUGCCUCAUUAGACUCUUAUCCUCUGGAUAGUCUUGGAAGUAGACAGAAUGGCGAUGAAUGCAGCUCACCAGUCAGUGGCCUUUUGUUACCGCAGUUUGGUCAAGCAAUCGAUAGAGUGACCAGACAAACACCAAUCAAGCCUCUUGUAACCGAUCCUGUUUUUCACCUCCUUUGGCCUCAACCACAAAAUGUAACGGAAUUGAAAGGUGCACCAUUUUUUCCAAAGUCAGCACUCUUUGUAUCUGUCAUUCAAUCGAGGCAUCAUUCCAUUCACAGGGUUCUUGAUGUUUGGGAGCGGGCAAGGCCUGCUCUUUUGGCAUUGAAUCUGAAUGUAACAGUGAAAGACGUUCAACCGUAUUCAGGCCAGCUCACUGACGCGCAAAUUGAAUGCAUCAUCAAUCCACAUCUUUUUACCAUGUACAAUGCGUACCAAAUUCACAUCUCGCCCCUUAAGAUUACGAUCUCGUGUGAAAGCUUAUCUAGUCUGCACUAUGCUUUGAACACACUUACGCAAUUAUUCCAAAUAGCUUCCCGGCUGAACAAUGUCAUAUCCGUCUCUCCUGCCCUAAUUUACGACUAUCCAUCCAUCAAACACAGAGCAGUACUAUUAGAUAUUUCACCCUCCAGUCGAGUUCCGUCCAUGAUAUGUUCAUGUUGGACACACUCUAGGUCCAUUACUGCUUGGAGAAGAUGGAUUAAUAUCUUUAUCUGAAGUUCGCCACUUUCUAGGGGUUCCUUCCAACGUUACGUUAAUGCUUUGUGCCAACUCUUUACAAGGCUAUAGUGCCUCUGAUGAAGCUUGCUUGAAUAAUAUUAUUCUAGUUCGCUAUGGUUUUCAGGCUGAUUUUGAUUUCCUUGCUCCCACCAAAGAGUUUUUCGAAAAAGGCUGCACCAUGUGUUUUAGUCCUGGAACUUGCACGUGGAACAGUCUGGCAGGCUGUCCUGAAGCAGCAAUUUGUAAUGUUUACCGAGCAAUUCAAAGCACAGAGAUCAAUCAUACAGUUGGAAUUAUAAUUGCACAGUGGCCGGGAAAAUUUAACCUAACUCCAUACCUCUUCUCUUGGCCUGGAUUUCUGGUUGGUGCUGGUCUCAGCUGGAAUGCUAACACACACUUGGAUUUUGUCAAGAGUAGGCUAGCAGCACUGCUGGAUAUGCACAUUUUCAAUGAUGAAAGGAUGAUCAUAGGUCAGUGUAUUAUUGAACUGGGGCUCAUUGAAACAAUGGCCUUGCGUUUAUCUCGUGCUCAAGAGCAAGAUGACAUAUCUGAUCUUCCACCAAAUAUCGGCUCGUUUUUGUAUCGACUUGUCGUUGACUCAGAUAAUGUGUCUCUGGAAACACUUUCUACAGAUAAUUUUAAUAAAUUAAUGAGGCUCAUAAAAAAAGUACAAAAUGAAAUUUAUCGCUCAAAAUUGGAGUGCCUCAACGGUGAGAUGGUGAUUCAAGAACUUCUGGUGUCUGUCGAUUUGAUGUUGUGUGCUUGUAAGAUAGGCAGGGCCCUAGUAAGCAAAGGCAUCAACCCGAAUAGUAAUCUGGGAUUAGCUGUCAUCAACCUUGGAGUCUCUAACUUAUCGCCUACCCUGAGGACUGACAUUGCCAACAAGCUUCUCGCUCUGAUAGAGCAAUAUAAGGGGAUCUGGUUGCAAAGACAUGUUCCUGCUGGUCUGAAGUAUUCCCUCGGAGUUCUCUCAACAGCCCUACAACGAUUCGUACCUCAACCAGAAUUCCAAUGAAACAACAAAGUCGAUCAGUUAUGUACUUAAUCAUCUCGGCACAUUUUCAUCAUUUUAUUGCUUCCACUUUUCACCUGAUGUAUACUGAGGGGUGCGUUAUUGAAGUGCAGGUGUACCCAGAGUGUUUUUCACCGCACUUCUUGUGAUAGCUUGGUCCUAUAUGUUUAGGAUUAUGAAUCUGUGGAUUGUUCAUAACCAAGGGGUUUCCCCUAGAGGACAAGGUCAGGAUCAACUGAAUUUUGUGUUUUUAAGUGAAAAUGUGAUAAGGGUGUUGAAAUACGAUUCCAUUUUCAACCCUUUCCCUCUUUUUUUCAUUAAACUUUUAAGAGUGUUAAAAGAAAACUGUUUGGAGAGCACAGAAGCAGACAUGAUGAGAUUUUCCAAGAAAUCACUUUAAGUUAAAUAGUUCAUUAUAACUUUGCAAUCUUGACAUUGCUUAUGCAGUCGUAUUUUCAUGGUGAAUUUCGAUUGCUAAGAUGGUUCAAGAAUAAAUAUCUCCAACUGUAAGGUUGCAA
Messenger RNA from Bemisia tabaci, 3348 nucleotides. The record is from RefSeq and is a predicted model, not a curated record. NCBI's taxonomy places the organism in Eukaryota, Metazoa, Arthropoda, Insecta, Hemiptera, Aleyrodidae.